Alternaria postmessia is the source of this 990-nucleotide messenger RNA. RefSeq lists its product as uncharacterized. Bases 1 to 990 code for a protein of 329 amino acids. Lineage: Eukaryota; Fungi; Ascomycota; Dothideomycetes; Pleosporales; Pleosporaceae. Gene Ontology annotation, biological process: fungal-type cell wall organization. The transcript has 2 exons. The record is from RefSeq and is a predicted model, not a curated record. Gene Ontology annotation, cellular component: cell cortex of cell tip; plasma membrane.
AUGGGCAUCUUCUCGCGCCGACGCAAGUCGGAUGAUACCGCCGUCUCACAGACAACGUCGCCAACAGUGGUGCCUGAGCUCAGCAAAGAGCAGAUCAAGCGCGCAACCCGCACACGCAAGAUAUGGGCGCUCACAACCUCCUUCUUUCUCUUCAUCACACUCAUAUUCCUUAUCCUCGUGAACAUUGCGGGCGUACGCAAUAAAGCCGUUAUCAAAAACUGGUACUUCAUCCGGCUCGACUUGAGCCAUAUCGUGCCUGCAAGCGUUCCGAACUUUGCACUCAUCAACACCAUCGCGCAAACACUGGGUCUGCACGAUUUCUACCAAGUCGGGCUAUGGGGAUUCUGCGAGGGAUAUGCGGGCCAAGGCGUGACUUACUGCAGUAAGCCAGAAACGCUGUAUUGGUUCAACCCUGUAGAGAUCCUGCGUAACGAGCUUCUUGCUGGAGCGUCGAUUAACCUUCCCGCUGACAUCAACGAUAUUCUCGACCUCAUUCACCUCGUCUCAAACUGGAUGUUCGGUCUCUUCCUUACCGCAACCGUCUUGUCCUUCGUCCUCAUCUUCGUCAUGCCUAUUUCCAUCUACACGCGUUGGCUCACCCUCGCCGUUGCUAUCCUUGCCUUCCUCAACGCGCUAUUCGUAACAGUCGCCUCCGUCAUUGCGACCGUCAUGUUCAUUAUCUUCCGCAACACUAUCGGUGGUGUGGCUGAGCUAAACAUCUCGGCGGAAAUUGGAGUCACCUUGUUCGCCUUCAUGUGGGUAGCAAGUGCUUUUGCCAUAUUCGCUUGGCUCGUACAGAUGGGACUCUGCUGUUGCUGUGCAUCCAGGAGGGAUGUCAAGAAAGGAAAGAAGAGAGGCAACGAGAAGGCGUACCAUAUGGAUCCUGCUGGCACAGAAGCUGGUGGCAUCAGGGAUACGAACAUGGUCGCCGGCGAGACAAACGAGAAACGCGAGAAGAAGGGUUACCAGUUUUGGAAGCGAUCAGGCUAG